Messenger RNA from Aspergillus heteromorphus CBS 117.55, 3416 nucleotides. Its product is annotated as calcium/hydrogen antiporter. Gene Ontology annotation, cellular component: membrane; endomembrane system. Gene Ontology annotation, biological process: intracellular calcium ion homeostasis; calcium ion transmembrane transport. The transcript has 3 exons. Gene Ontology annotation, molecular function: calcium:proton antiporter activity. The record is from RefSeq and is a predicted model, not a curated record. The coding region runs from base 92 to 3010 and encodes 972 amino acids. Lineage: Eukaryota; Fungi; Ascomycota; Eurotiomycetes; Eurotiales; Aspergillaceae.
GGAACUACGGUAUGGUUGUGUGCUAAUAAGUCGGUAUCUUUUGGCCAAGAAACUCAUUUUUUCUACAGGUACUUUAGAUUCUUCCGCAAGGAUGGACCUUGAUCCUCGUCCUGAUGAAAGUCAGCCGGAAAGCUCAAGUCGUAUGCAUACUUCCCAGUCGACUUCCACGACACCUUUACAGUCCGACAAACCAAAGAAACCAUCUGUGACGCGCCGCAUGUCUUCUAAACGUCAGGUACCCCACAAAGGACAAGAAUUCUCUACAGAGGAUGAUGUACAGGAGGUAGAGGAGGACAUAGCCAUGCAACAAGCCUCCAAUACCCAGCCAUCCCCUAGGAUACGGCCUCUAAGGAAGCAGAGCUCUACUCUGAGACGAAGACUCAAUGCUCGCAUGAGCCCAUUGACCCAACCUGACUCCGACAACGAAGGUGGAGAAGAUGCCGGCUUGCCUGAUCCUGGCGUGGAAGUAGAGCCUUCUUCUCAAAUUUCCGAGAGCGAAAGCCGCAGCGGCGAUGGUGACACUGGCGUGGAUGAGGCGGAGACAAGUGAUGCGGAGAGCUUCACGUUGAAGGAUCGCCAACAAGCUAUCAACGAGACGCAUCCGUUUGGAAUAAGACUCUGGAAACCCGCCUUGUACAAGAAGAGCCGCUCAGUGGAAAAAACCGCUGAAGGUGAUAUCCAUUCAUCACCCGGUGGACGCGUGGGCAACUUUUUAUUCCUUACAAACCUUCUGUGGACGGUGUUCUUCGGGUGGUGGCUAGCACUAGCUGCUCUCACAGGCGCCGUCGCUUGCUUUGUAUUUGCAUAUUCGGCCAGUGCGAUAGAAUAUGGACGGGUAUUUUCGGGGCUUUCUUGGUAUCUGGUAUACCCCUUCGGUUCCUUCGUUCGUCUAGAUACGGACGAAAACUAUGCCGAAGAAGACGAAGGUGAAGGUCGCAGCAUCAGCGAGUACGAGCAAUGGCAGAACGGCGAUCUAGAACAUGGGAGGCUCUUCUUUGGCCCGCGACGCAACCGCUCCCUUGUUGGGAGAAGAAGAAACAGUGUCGAUUCGGCUAGUGAACAAGAUAGCCUCUUGGGGCGGACGCAAAGGGGAAGUGACCGAGAAAACUCACUAAGCCAUCCCAAACGGCGUUUGUUCGGUCGUGGCGAGUGGACUCUUGGUCGCGUUGUAUUCUUCAUCUUCUUCUACUUCCUUGUAGGACCUCUAAUGCUUCUAGUGUCACUUCUGUGCUGGUUACUUGUCUUUUGGAUCCCCAUGGGACGCGUGACAAUUAUCUUGUUUGACCAUCUUCGUCGCCAUCCUUUAGCUUUGUCGUAUCAUUCCGACACUACCUAUACCAGGCUCAGUCCUGGUUCCUCCUCUUCUAUCCUAUUGUGCACUUACCGCGCAGCAGGUCUGAGAUAUUGGAAGUACACUGUCGGCGGAACGAACAUCUUCUUGAUCAAUCUCCUCGGUGUUGUAUUAUUUGUUAUUUUUGAUUACUUUCUCCUCAGCGAGACACUGGGAAUUCAGGCUGCAAUUACGCACCCAGGUCUCAUCUUCACGCUUGCUCUUGUUUCCAUCAUCCCUUUGGCAUAUUUUAUCGGACAGGCUGUUGCCUCAAUUUCUGCUCAAUCCUCGAUGGGUAUGGGUGCAGCAGUCAAUGCCUUCUUCUCAACAAUAGUUGAAGUCUACCUUUAUUGUGUUGCAUUGACCGAAGGCAAAGGGCAGCUUGUUGAGGGCAGCAUUAUUGGCAGCAUUUUUGCAGGCAUUCUGUUUCUGCCUGGGCUCUCCAUGUGUUUUGGUGCCAUCAAGCGCAAGACCCAGCGAUUCAAUGUCAAGUCUGCGGGCGUUACAUCCACAAUGCUGAUGUUUGCGGUCAUUGCUGCAUUUGGCCCUACCCUUUUUUAUCAGAUAUUCGGUAGCCAUGAACUAAACUGCCACUCAUGCGUUCAAGCUGUGGAUUCUGAAGACAGUGAUUGUCGUCGCUGUUACUUCUCCCAAACACCGGCCGUCAACGACAGCUUUUUCCAAAAGGCAGUUCAACCUUACUCUUGGUUUGCUGCUCUGUUCUUGUUCUUGUCCUAUGUAAUUGGGUUAUGGUUCACCCUGAGAACUCACGCUGCCCUCAUCUGGGCUACGGAGACAGAGGAGAGAAAGGCAGCAGUUCUCGCAACCGAGCAGGCCUACGAGUCGAGACAUGGCGACCUUCUUCAUGUUACGGGGGGAAGUGCCGGGGGGUCUAUCACCAAAGGAUCUGUCCGUGAUUCACAGUUAUAUAAACGUAUCCUGGGGCAGUCACUGAGGCAAGUCGGUUUAUCUGAUAACCCUACUGAUUACACUACGGCCCAGUCAGACUCUAUCUCAACGAACGGCAAAAGCACAACGCCGUACCUCGUCCCUCCUCGAACGGAUUGCGAUGAUAGAAUCCCGAGGCUGAAGAGCUUUGGUGGCUUGUCUAGUGAAGAUAACGAGGUUUUGGUACGCCAGGUAACGGAAGUUGCAGCGACUGCCGCCGCUGUCGCGGCUCGUGAUGCGGCUCGAAUAAGGAAGCCCUCAGUCCAACAGGCUACUGCACGCCAAGCAAACAAAAGCCCUACUGAUCAAAUAAAGGCCGUACUUGAGGAGUGUGAUGAUAUUGGGCUGGAGACUGGUCAUGCUAGUGGUGGCCAUGAUGCGCCUAACUGGAGCAAAGCCAGGAGCUCCAUAAUUCUUCUUGGGGCUACUAUUCUCUACGCAAUCAUUGCCGAGAUUCUUGUGAAUACGGUAGAUGUAGUUCUGGAAAGUGUUGACAUUGACGAAAAGUUCCUUGGGAUCACACUUUUUGCCUUGGUUCCCAACACCACAGAAUUCUUGAACGCUAUUUCAUUUGCAAUGAAUGGCAACAUUGCGCUUUCCAUGGAGAUUGGUUCAGCCUACGCUCUUCAAGUCUGUCUCUUACAGAUUCCGGCUCUGGUCCUGUUUAGUGCGAUCUAUACUCAAGUCAUCGAUGCAUCUGAUCUGCUAAGUCAUACUUUCAAGUAUAUAUGACCUUUUCCUUUUGCCAGUGACACCUACUAAAAAAAUGUUUCUUCUUAUAGCCUCAUUUUCCCCCAGUGGGACAUGGUAUCAGUGAUUUUGUGUGUAUUUCUUCUAUCCUAUGUGCAUGGGGAAGGGAAAAGCAACUAUUUUAAAGGCUCUAUACUCGUCCUCACUUACCUUGUGGUCGUGAUUGGCUUUUACCUGUCAGGAUACAGCAACUUAGAAACGAUGGGUAUCAAUCGGUUUGAUACGCUAGCCCUUGGCUCGAACCCAGGCGAGAGGUUUUACACUGUUGGUAGGUCCAGAAGUGGAAGAGCAUUUUGAUCCCCUCGCUAUCCCCUCGCCGUCUCCCUUUUGGUCAAGAUUAAACCCGUUUCACCCCACGCUGGAGAGAGAGACCACCUGCUUGGGCGAA